CAGGAAAUGUAGGAAAUAUUACGAAUUCGUCUUCAAGAUCGCUUUUCGUAUGGCAGACCCUUUGAUGAUUCGAUUGAAAUAUAUAAAGGGAGGAUUUUUAAAAAAAUCAAUCUCAUUAUAUUCAAUUGAAAGAAAGCUUUUUUAUUAAAACAUCUUACAUGGAAAUUAUAUUCUAAAAUUCCCGGCGAUAAAAGAUUUUUUAUAUAAGAAGAAACUGUGAUCAUGGGGUGCAGUGAUUCCAGACUAGAUGAUAGUAGGGAUUUUCCAGAUAAAUCCAGCGAGGCACCGCCGGCUAACCAUCCUGUUAUAUUUACCAAUAAUACAGAACCCACGCCCCCUAAAACACUUAGAAAGGACAUUAUACCAUCUUUAAGAGAAUUUGCGGAAAUUGAUGAGCACGCUAAAUCGGUACCUAGUUCUGUGAGAUUAUCUCCCCCUACAUUAGUACAGUAUUUAGUUGGACCAUGUACCAGAGAUCUGGAUGUUAUUCGAGUAUUUUAUGUGUGGAUCUGUACUAAUAUCAAUUAUGACGUGGACAGUUAUUUUGGUAAAAGAAUGCCUAGAAAUGAUCCUCAGUCUGUUCUUGAUUCUAAACUAGCCGUCUGUCAAGGAUACAGUGAACUGUUUGCUCUUUUCUGUAGGAUCGCUAAAUUACCUAAUAGAAUACUGACAGGUCAUUCGAAAGGGUUUGCAUAUAAUCCCGAAAGACCAUUGACUCCAGAUACGGUAACAAAUCAUGCAUGGAAUGUAGUGUUUGGCCAAGGCAGCUGGAGAUUUAUAGAAUGUACAUGGGGAGCUGGGCGAAUGACAAAGGAAGGGAAAUUUGAGAAGAAGUACACUGACCGACAUUUUAUGAUGGAUCCAGAUAAAAUGAUCAACGACCACUUUCCGAUGUUGGAGAGAGGCGAAGAGCCUAGCGCACCCUGGCAGCUGCUACGAGAACCGAUUACGCUGGAAGAGUUCAGUGAGCGAACGAAAUUUUACGAAGCAGGCAUAGACUGGGGUUUGGAUGUGCAUCCUCACCGAAACUAUAAACAUGAAACUAGUGACGAGGUUGAAAUAAAACUCAGGACAACAGUCGUUCCUCUCUGUGAUGUCGGUGGUAAACUUUACGAUAGGAAAGGCAAGGAAUGCAAUAAUUAUUUAAUGGUUCAAAGGUUAGCCAAUCAUGUGUUUAAAGUAACUGUUCGACCUCCUGAAUCCGAAAAGUACACCCUGUCUUUGUUCGGUAGGAUAUCUCCCAAAGAAGAUGGUCCUUACGCAAAUCUUGUAGACUUUAUGGUUCAGGGGAACGACAUCGAAGGGAAGGUGGAUCCUUAUCCAGAUCAAUUUGGCGCUUGGGGUGUUGACGACCCUACCAAAUAUGGGCUAGAUGAAAGCAUGAAAUAUAAUACCUUAUACGUUAGCUAUAAUGGACGAGUGAGUCUUCCUGUUCGGACAACUGGCGACGCCACGUUCACUUAUAAACUCUCUCAUGCGGAAAAAUACAUUGAAGAUGCUGAAGAUUAUGUCAUUCGAGAGUUCCAGAAGAAUCUCAUGGUGCUUCACAUGAGGUUCCCAUAUAAGGGAUUUUAUAUCAUUAAACUAUAUUCAAAGACUGAACCCGAUCAGAAAGUGUUUGAUCAUGCUGCUAACUUGCUAAUUGAGUGUCAACAGCCGGCGGAUAUUGGCGCUUUCCCUAAAACAUUUGGUGAAACGACCAAACAGGCUUGCAUUCUUCUAGAACCAGGCGAAAGAGACUUGCCGACAGAUACACCCAUAACAUUUACAAUAGAGUCGCCUCUCUUAAAAUGCGCUAUGGUAAAAUCGGCUGCUGGUUCUAAAAGCAUGGCUCCAGCUGGUAAAUACGAAUGGACAACUACUAUAACAACCCCUGUUGAACCAGAUGAAAAGAUUGGAAUAUAUGGUAGCCCGAUACCCAAUAAAUAUAUGUCACUAUUCCAGUUCAAAACAGUAGCACCCGAACCUCCUGCUCGCAGAGCUCGGAUAGAAGAUACGUCCGAAAUUAAAACUCCGCCCCAACCCCCUCCAUCGUCUAAAUCUACCGAAAAGUCUUCUAAGGAGUACAACGAAUUUCCUGAUUUUCCCUCGGGUCCUUCUCGAAAUUCAAGAGUAACCACAACUACAACUUCUGCAAUUUAGAUUUUUACAGAUUCUUUUUUAAAAAAAAUUCUUUGUUAUUAUCCAUAUUAGGAUUAAGAAAGUCUUCUAAUAUCUCUGGCAUUGGCCGAGAAAGUUCAUCCCGAUUUUCUCCGACGUGGUUUCCCCUUGUCAGUGAUGCAGGACGGAGGGCCUGACAAGGACAGCUGCCUAUUCCUUCAGAUGAGACGAAAAACCGAGGUCCCGUGUAAACAUUGGAAUGCACGUAAAAGAUCCCUUGGCAGUUGGAAUUCGAUAUAAGAGUAGGCGAUAGUGCCGCUGCCCGGGCAAAAUUUCCCUCAUAGCACACUGUAUGGCGUAUGCCCGUCUUCAUUAGACCAGUAUAGGAGCAGAACAGUAGUACGUUAACCCCAUUUCAUUUCAUUUCAUUUCUAAUAUCUCUGUAAAAGAUGACUGCCUUCAACACGUGACGGCACAUCACGCGGCAUCAAUCAUUGGCUCAAUAGCGCGUGCAUUGUUUACACAAGACGUUACUGAUCCGGACAGAAUGGUGCCUUUUACUCAUUUUAAUACCCACUUACACUAAAAUAGGAAAUAAUUUUUACCUACUAAUACGUCAAACGUCUUUAUUUAUUUUUCUAAUACAUUAAAAAAAUGUUUUAGAAUUUUAUUUGUCGGAGAAAAAAGUUAAUAUUUGUGGCUCAUUAAGUCGCAUCGAUGUCAUCCUUAUCAGUGAUUGGAGCGGCCUAGCGAAUAUUCAAUGUUGAUCAGUGUGAGAGAGAGGGUUUAACGUCAACUUGACACAAACUAGGUCAUUUCUGGACUAACAAUUUUAUUUCAAUAAUUCGCUUGCGCGUAGGGAUCUUUAGCAGUAGGAGGAGACCGAAGGACCCGGAGAAAACCCACAAGGUUGGACAGGCGACCAUACUCCUUGUCAAGUACAACCGGGGAAUCGAAACAACGCCAGUUGACUCAUUGACAGACCUUAUGAAACAGAGCGCACGUGCUAAACAUUCGGCCAUCCAAAUGUGGUCAGCAAAAUCAACAUUUCUGUUCCUUCUAUCAAAAUUGGCCCAUCUAUUCGUUUCUACCAUAAUUGGGUCAUCUGUUCGGAUUGACUCAAAUUUACUAAUAAACCCAAAAUAAAUUUAAAAAAGUUUAUGCAAGAAUUAGAUAAAGAGUUGGCCGUUCUUACUGUAAUGGUUCAAAAAUAGAUAAUGCACAAUGAAUAUAUUGAAAAUUUCAUUCAAAUUACUUUAUUCUGAGCCAAGUUAUCAAUGUUUGUAGUUGUGGCAAGAUGUGAGCAUUGAUUGUUUAUUAUCGUAACCACAGUGCUGGUUAUUCGAGACCUGUUCUCACCCUUCCAUUUUUAAAUUAAAUCAAUGGCUGAACCGUUCCAAUCUACUUAAAAUCGGAGUCAUCCGAUGGCAUCGGGGGUUGAUUAUGGUUUUGUUAUGUUAAUAAAUGUCUAAUUAAUAAUUUAUAUAACAUUUAAGGCCUAAUUAAAGACCUGCAAUGUGCAGAUUUAGCUCUU
Patella vulgata (common limpet) is the source of this 3634-nucleotide messenger RNA. Its product is annotated as kyphoscoliosis peptidase. The transcript has 5 exons. NCBI's taxonomy places the organism in Eukaryota, Metazoa, Mollusca, Gastropoda, Patellidae. Bases 223 to 2142 code for a protein of 639 amino acids. The record is from RefSeq and is a predicted model, not a curated record.